Halichondria panicea is the source of this 2120-nucleotide messenger RNA. RefSeq names its product serine/threonine-protein kinase NLK2-like. Lineage: Eukaryota; Metazoa; Porifera; Demospongiae; Suberitida; Halichondriidae. Gene Ontology annotation, biological process: intracellular signal transduction; protein phosphorylation. Gene Ontology annotation, molecular function: MAP kinase activity; ATP binding. The record is from RefSeq and is a predicted model, not a curated record. The transcript has 10 exons. Gene Ontology annotation, cellular component: nucleus; cytoplasm. The coding region runs from base 259 to 1623 and encodes 454 amino acids.
CCCCCUCACAAGCACGGCACAAAAACGUUCGGUGAAUGGGUGACCAACAAGACAGGGAGAUUCCUCCCUUCUAACGGCACCAAGCCUAACUUAUACUCUUCUGCUUUCUAGUUUAUUAAUAGAGGCAGUAGUUUUUAACUUAGUUUGUGUAGUUCCUACGUUAGAUAUAACACUAUAAAGAUGCAGUGCUAGGCGGCGUGUUGUUGUGGUUGUAGUGCUAGUGAGUGUAGGCCUACCCAUCCCCUAGCGAUCUGCCACAUGAUGGUGACUGUACAGCACGCUGGAAGUAUCACCUCGUAUUGGCAACCUAACCAUCUACUGCCUUAUCACCCAGCCGGGUGUGGGCAAUUGGUGCAGUGUUCAUGGCAUCCCACCUCAGCUCUUUUGCCCCCAAGCAAUCCUCCUAUUUUUCACCUCCCAUUGGUCGAGUCCCCCGUAUCUCUCUCCCCUACCCCAGUGGCGUCUACAGUAGAACCAGAACAGCCUAUAGGAUAUGGAUCUUUUGGAGUGGUCUGGUCAGUGUUAAACCCACACUCUGGAGAGAGGACUGCCAUGAAGAAAAUUCCAACUGUUUUUCAUUCCCUCUUGUCUUGCAUUCGAACUUUCAGAGAGAUCAAGAUAAUGUGUGAGAUAAAACAUGAAAAUUUGUUGUCAGCAACCGACAUGAUUCAACCUCCCACCAUGGAUCAAUUCAAUGAUAUCUAUGUGUUGAGCCAAUUGAUGGAAUCUGACCUGCACCAGAUCAUAGUAUCUCCUCAGAAGCUCACGGAAGAUCACAUAAAAGUGUUUAUCUAUCAGAUCAUAAGAGGGCUCCAGUACUUGCAUUCCGCUGGCAUAAUUCAUAGGGAUAUGAAACCUGGUAAUCUUCUGGUCAACAGCAACUGUUUUCUUAAGAUCUGUGACUUUGGAUUUGCUCGAGCUAUAGAGCCUAACCCGAACACUCCGAUGACUCUGGAGGUCGUGACUCAAUAUUAUCGUGCCCCUGAGUUACUGGCUGGAUGCAAGCAUUACGAUACUGCCAUUGAUAUCUGGUCUGUUGGCUGCAUCUUUGCUGAGCUUCUGGGGAGGAAGAUACUGUUUGAAGCCACCUCUCAAAGCAAACAACUUGAUAUGAUCACUGACCUGCUUGGAACGCCUUCCCUCGAUGAUGUGAAGCACAUCACCUCUCGUAAGAGCAUCAGGAACCUAUUGUCUCGUCAUAAGCCACCAGCCUCGCAACAACUCUAUGCCCUGUCACCCAACGGUACCAUCAGUCACGAGGCCGUUCAUCUCUUGUCUCAGCUGCUGAUUUUUAACCCUGAGAAACGUAUCUCGUGUGUAGAUGCCCUGUACCACCCAUUCCUGGAUGAUGGUCGCAUUCGUUACCAUACAUUCUUGUGCACCUGUUGUACUACUGGGCCUGUUGGAGGAAGACAAUUUGCACAAGUCCUGGAACCUAGUGCUCCAGACCUCUUCGACUUCUCGUACGAAAAAGAUCUUGUCUCCAUUCCCAAGGCUAAAGCUCUACUACACCGCUACAUCUGCCAAACCCACUCCCACCUUCCUCCUUUAUUUAUCAACACCUGUUCAAAGCAGUACAAGCAAUUUCAAAGCUGUGCUCCAGGCGUUCCUCAAACUGGAUAAAUUCUCUUGUUCGAACAGUAUUUCAAGCUGUUUAUCUGUCUGUCGUAUCACUGCUAAUGUGUGAUAUUAUCAGAUCUUAGGGUCAAUUGUAUCGUAUUCACAACCUGUGUUUAGUGUCUUGCUUCGUGUGAUUAGUCAAGUCCCCACCACUAUAUUUAGUUUGUGAUUCGGUGUUCUAUUUAUUUGCUCAUCUGGGCAAACAUGUACAGUUUGUUUUUGAUGCACGAACAUUUGUGAUUCUUUCGUUAGCUGCUGCUGUUCCUUGUCAAAAUGUUUACCAACCUCAUUUGUGCACCCUGACUCGGUAUGUGAUUCAUACUAAGCACUCAUGUGUUUUGUAGUUACUGUAGCGUGAUAGUUACUGUAGCGUGAUAGUUACUGUAGCAUGAGACUAAAAGAACAAUAAUGAACAUAUAGUACAUUUGUAGUUUAUUUUCAUUCAUACAUUUUGGUGUGUUCAUCAUAGUGUUAUGUUUGAUGAAGAACAUGUGAACAUA